AUGGUAUUCAAAUUGUCGGGCAACAGGAAAGGAACGGAGCCCGCAAGCAAGAAGAAUGGCAGCGCUUGGAGAUUUCCAUUUGGUCGUCGAUCUGAAGCAGAUGAAGUGAUGAAGCCGUUAGUGCGGGUGCAUCGGCGACUAAAGGCAGUUGAUUCGUCCGCGGCGGAUUUUUACAGGUCGCGGUACUGGUUAGGAAUGAUAACGGCCGCAACCCGGUCGGCACAGUCAGAUGAGUUGUUGGCGCAUCUGAAGGAGGCGGAGGGACGGGUCUUGGAACUGAGCCGGCCCGUGACCGGGGCGCCGAUCUCGCAAAACAGCCUUAUUUUACGGGCGGCUACGGCUCGGUACUUGUAUGGCUCCAAGGCCGACUCUGGUGGCAAGGGAGGCGCACGGAGGUCGGAGUCCGGCGGCGGGGGGACCGGCCGGAGACCAGUGGCGAAGGACGCGCGUGUGGGAGCCCUGGAGUUCGCCAUGGCACAACUGCUAACUGACAAGGAGCAUGAACGGAACCGUUGUUUGCGAAGCAUUAAUCUUUGGGCCCUCAAAGUUUUGCUGAGCAUGCAGUGGCCGCUCACCGGCUUUUUUAUCGCUGUCCACAGCAUCGAGCGCACCAUCCGUUCUGAGUCGCCCAAGCUGGACGUGGCCCAGAUCUCCCGCACCGGCCACUUGCUGGGUACCGCCUGCCUGCUUAUGGCUGUCGGCUGUGAGUGCAGUCACAAGGAACUGAUGAGGGCAAAGAUCUUCAUCGGCCAAGUGCCCAGCAUCCUGAGCAUGAACGAUCUGGUAGCCAAGCAGCUGACUGUGGUCGCCAGUGAGCAAGCACGACCACCCCCCCCCCCCCCCACUCGUCGUUGCACUACCACUCUUUGGUUCACACGUCCCCGUCCGGUCGACCAGCGUAAACACUGCUGCCCGAUCAGACUUGAACAACGGGUGCAUGGUGCUGAAGACUCCGCUGGACUGGUUGACCUACUACACAUCGCGGAUGGUGUUGAAGAAGCGGGAAUUGGACGUGGCGUUGCCGAGCGUAGACUUGUACUCUUUUCUGUUGACCUGGAGCGAAUUCUCGAUGACAACAGCGAACACGGAGUUAACAGGUUACGCAGCAGCGAAUGCGUGGCGGAUGCUACCGACGCCAACGUUGAUGUCUUCGCUCUGGGAAACGGUCCUACACUGUUCGCUCUGGUUGUAUUUGAAUUGUCUUCACCGGAAGGUCGACGGCGCCACCUUCGUCGCCGCCGCGAUGGCCUACCUCCUCUUCGACAGCUACUUACCCGGCCAUGCUGCGGCCGCCGCCAACAGUCCUGCGCGCACGCCCAAUACGGAGCCGGUCGCUGA
Messenger RNA from Gregarina niphandrodes, 1338 nucleotides. RefSeq lists its product as hypothetical. Bases 1 to 1338 code for a protein of 445 amino acids. The record is from RefSeq and is a predicted model, not a curated record. The transcript has a single exon. Lineage: Eukaryota; Apicomplexa; Conoidasida; Eugregarinorida; Gregarinidae.